Caenorhabditis sp. 36 PRJEB53466 is the source of this 1237-nucleotide messenger RNA. The record is from the annotation of a GenBank genome assembly. NCBI's taxonomy places the organism in Eukaryota, Metazoa, Nematoda, Chromadorea, Rhabditida, Rhabditidae.
AUGCGCGUAAUACUCUGGAUUGCCUUUGCAUGCUUAUCAAUUGUGGCCGAAUCCAAAUAUCGCUUCAGAUUCCGUAAGUCUCAGAAGACGCUCGGAAGGACGGAAGUGCGUUCAGAUUUGUGUAGAUCAGAAGAUCAGAGCAUUCUGGAGCAGGAGAACCUGCCUUCGCUUCGGCAGAUCGUCUUCGUCGACGACGGAGCCAUUCUUUACGAUGACAGUUUGGAGUGAAUCUCGGUGACCGAAAAUGAAAUACUCAUUCCAGAAUCAGGCCUAGAAAAGGUGGGAUUGUCCAUUGGGAAAGGAGACGAAUUGGAGAAUUAUUCGAUGAAUUACACGACUGUGAGUGCUGCAAAUGUGGCGCUUCAACGGAAUAGAACUGUUAUGGGGUUAUUCAGGCUGUGAAAAAAAUUAUUGUUUUCCGUUUUUUUUCGUGUUUUUACGUCAAAAAAUCCAAUUCAGCGAUGUAAAAAAACGAAAAAAAACGGAAAACAAACAUACGCUGAAUAGUCCCAUUACGAUUUGCAAAUCGCAGUUGUAUUUUAAUGUUGCGAGUUCCAAAUCGUAACAGUUCUAUUCCGUGCGAGUUCUAUUCUGUUGUAGCGCCACAAAUGCUCUCCAUCGCACAUUCUCAUUGGAGCGCGGUUCAGGGUGGAGAAUCGGUGCAUAUCGUCGUCAAAUUCAAAAAAUCGGAAAAUUUGCUCGUUAUUAAUCAAUGGUAACAGCAAUUUAAAAUAUUAAAAUUUAAAAAAACAAUAUUCAGGACGCAUUCAUACUAUUUCAUGGGGAAAAACGAAAAAUACACGUUUUCGGGCAAGAAAGAGACGAUCAGACCGUCGCUCGACCACUUCAUCCGCGUUUAUUUCGUUUGUGCUCCGGGAAACGGCCGCAGUGUGCUCAUUUUGUUCGGCGAACAAUCUGAUAGGAACGCGAACGGAACGGAAAAGAAACGGACGAAACGGGAUGCGCAACCGAAAAUGAGCAAAAAGAGCGAGAAACGAAUAGAAAUGCUGCAGAGGUGUGCGGAACUCGGAAUUGAAAAUGGAAUGGCGAUGAUUGAAAUCUCAUUUGCAGACUGCAUCUCAAACUGAGUCUGACGUUCAUUCAUUUCGGAUUCGCCGUCGCCGCCGUCGUCAACGUCGUCGUGCUCGUCGUGUUCUUCCGUGUUUGCAACGCGGCAAAACCGAUGAAAGAAGCGAAGAAAGCGAGUGUGAAAAACUCGGAAAAGGCAAAUAAAUAA